AUGGGUCGAGAUAAUAGCCGUUCCAUUCCUGAUAACCCAUCAUCAAAUGUCGAUAUCUCUAAUUCGAAGAUUCAUUAUUACCUCAUGUGGUUGGUUGGAGCUGUGACCACUCAAUUGAAUAAACACAAAGUAACUCCAGUGAACACGAAUGUUAAGAAAAGGAAAUGUGUGAAAAGGGGGAGUAAUAUUGGAGAUAAUGACUUUAACCAUCAGAAGAUCUCAAAUAGAGAGACAUCUAGUCGUUGUUCUAGGAAAGGUGAUGGCAAGGAAAAUUCCUUCCUCUCAUGUGGUAAGUGUGGUAAACACAAUCUAGAGGAGUGCCUGUACGACCCAGGUAGUUGUUAUAGUUAUGGAAAAAGUGGACAUAAGGAGAAGGACUGUCCAGUGGCAUCUAGAAAAAGGAGAGGAGAGUGCUUAGUGGAGUUGGAUGCUUGCUAUAGGUGUGGAAAGCCGGGUAAUUAUGUAAGGGAGUGUAGGAGUGGUACUAGACCUCAGGGUCUGGCCCAGACUAUAGGUCAUCCUGAUCAAAGUGCUACUACAUCGGAUGGUGGUCGGUACCAAGAAAGAUCAUAUGCCUUUUAG
Molecule: messenger RNA, 582 nt
Organism: Solanum dulcamara
Lineage: Eukaryota; Viridiplantae; Streptophyta; Magnoliopsida; Solanales; Solanaceae
Exons: 2
Coding region: 1-582 (193 amino acids)
Molecular function (GO): zinc ion binding; nucleic acid binding
Source: RefSeq, a predicted model, not a curated record